CCCGGCGGGGCUGAGCAGGGGGCGGAGGCGGGCUGCCGAGCUGCUGCCGUCACGCGCGCCUUUUCCCUCAGCCCUUCGCCGAGCAGCCGCGGCGGCCCCAGCCCGGCUCCCACGCCCUCCCCAGCCGGGUGGCGGGCGGCAGCGCCAUGCAGCCUCCACCCCCUCCUCCUCGCCGGCUCUGAGUCCAUGCCAUGCUGCUGCCGCCGCUCCUGCCGGCGCUGCUGGCCGCCUGCCUGCCCCCCUGCCAGGGCUGGAGCCCCGCCGCGGCCGGCGGGGGGCAGGAGGAGCCCGAGCUCUUGCUGCCCCCCAUCAACUCCUCCUCGCGCUCCCUGGCCAGCCUGGAGCGCGACCUGCGCGGGAUGGGCGGGCAGGCUGAGGCGGGCAGCCCCAGCCGGGAGCCGCCUCCUGCCGCCGCCGGCCCGCAGCCGCCCCAGCCCCCCGAGGAGGCGCCCUGCAACAUCAGCGUGCAGAGGCAGAUGCUGAGCUCGCUGCUGGUGCGCUGGAGCCGCCCGCUCGGCAUCCCGUGCGACCUGCUGCUCUUCUCCACCAACGGCCACGGGCGGGCCUUCUUCUCCGCCGCCUUCCACCGCGUGGGGCCGCCGCUGCUCAUCGAGCACCUGGGGCUGGCGGCGGGGGGAGCCCAGCAGGACCUGCGCCUCUGCGUGGGCUGCAGCUGGGUGCGGGGGCGCAGGGUCGGGCGGCUCCGGGCAGCGGCCGCCGCCGCCUCCUCCUCGCUGUCCGAGCCCGGCCAGUACUGGCUGCAGGGGGAGCCGCUGAAUUUCUGCUGCCUGGAUUUCAGCCUGGAGGAGCUGAAGGGGGAGCCGGGCUGGCGGCUGAACCGCAAGCCCAUCGAGUCCACCCUGGUGGCUUGUUUCAUGACUCUCGUCAUCAUCGUGUGGAGCGUGGCCGCCCUCAUCUGGCCGGUGCCCAUCAUCGCCGGCUUCCUGCCCAACGGCAUGGAGCAGCGGAGAAGCACCGCGGUGGCUGCGAGCGCCACCGCCGCUGGCAAAUAACCCCCCCUCCCCGCUCCGCUGGGGCCGCCCUCCUCCGUUUGCUGUGCGAUCUGCUCCCGAGACUGGGGCGGACGCUGGUGGACUCGCAUCCCCUCCCCGCGCGCUCUUUGUAAACGCUUCCCCCUGGGUUGGUGUGUGGGGGUGUGUGUGGAGCACUUUAAAGCCUUGCCCAGGUUUCUUGGUGUCCAGUGCAGGCGAGUGUGGCGGUUUGCGGAGCAUUGCUCCCUCCUCAGUAGUCAAAGGGAUUUUGUUUUCGUUUCGUGUGCCCAAGAUCCAUAGCAGAAAACGACCAAAUCCUGUGUAUUUGUUUUCUAUAUUUAAUAGCCGUUUUAAAUGGACGUUUUAGUAAAAAACAAAAACAAAAAAACACCCCCAAACAAACGAAAAACCCUGUUCAACUGCAGUUGUUUUUAGUCAGAGUAGCUAUUUGUAUAUGAACCAAUUUGUCUUAGCAGUUUUAUUUAUAUCAGAAGAAUCUUUUCUGGCAGGAUUUAAAACUGAUAUAUUGUUAUUGCUGAAACUGAACUUUAAUGAAACUUUUACAGUGUAUUUCCCAUUUCAGAUAAUGUGUAUUUAAUAUUGUAGUUCUGCGUUACUUGGCUUUUAAUACAGAGAUUUUCUUUCUGGAAGUCAUGCUUAGCCUUUUGUUGCUCUGUUUCUCCCAGAAUGGGAAAGAAGGGUUCUGCAAAAUUCCCAGCUCUCCUAAAUGAUCGUGAAGACCAUCAGUAGAAAUUAGGGUAUGUUACACCUGUUAUUAGAGGAAGUGGAUGGAUGGUCACCCCAAAACUUUUUCUACACAGUGUUUGCCCAUCUUUCAGAAUACAAAUAAUGGGAUCCUGUUCCCAUUGGAAUUAAUCUUCAAAACUUCCACUUAUUUCAGGAUAAGAAUAAAUGGUCUAGAUCCUCACCAGCAUAGCUCCAUUAACUUCUUUGGAGCUAUGCCCAUUUACACUUUCCUUAGGGUCUGUUGACUUCAACAGAGCUAGUCAAGUACAUACCAUCUGAGGAUCUGGCCCACUAUUUGUACUGUAUUGAAAACAGCUGGAAAACAAUUCUCUGUGACUCCAACAAAGUGUGUGCCUCAAAGCAAGCUCAAAUACACUUGCAGAAGGAAUUGUAAUAUAAUACUUCUUUGUUAUUAUCUUCAGUAUAUUUUGAUAUAUUAGUCUUAAAGGGUUAUGGUCAGGUUGUUUAGGCCCCAAAUUUAGGGGUUAGGUGAGGAAGAAAUUAUAAACCUAGAGUCAGAUUUUGAUUGGCACCCUGUGUAAAGGGAGAGACAUUUUAUAAGAAACCUCCUUUCUUGUGUCCCCUGUACAGCCACAACUGAUUUCUCUGAAAUUUCACAUGCCUGAAAACCUCAGUGUAAAUUAAGGAAUGAUUCUUUGAACUCUUUAGCUCUAUAAGGGACCAUAUCCUGUUUGCCUUACCCAAAUGAAUCAUCCAGCUGAAGUCAAUGAGACCAGUUGUGGGAAUAAAGUGAACAAGACCUGUGAUAA
Messenger RNA from Caretta caretta (loggerhead turtle), 2509 nucleotides. It is a transcript of the gene TMEM158, whose product is annotated as transmembrane protein 158. The record is from RefSeq and is a predicted model, not a curated record. Lineage: Eukaryota; Metazoa; Chordata; Testudines; Cheloniidae. Gene Ontology annotation, molecular function: peptide binding.